This is a messenger RNA of Paramecium tetraurelia, 564 nucleotides long. RefSeq lists its product as uncharacterized. The transcript is spliced from 3 exons. The record is from RefSeq and is a predicted model, not a curated record. NCBI's taxonomy places the organism in Eukaryota, Ciliophora, Oligohymenophorea, Peniculida, Parameciidae.
AUGUAAGAAUUGUAAGAAUUUCUCGAUAAAUAGAAAGAUUUGAAUUUCAAAAUGCUUGAGGAUAUGUUAUCAUCUUAGAGUCUUCAAAUCCAUAACCUCUCCAUGGGACUCAAAUCUUUUUAGCAUUGUUUAGAGAACUUUCAAUUAAAGCGUAGAUCUAGAAACAAGAACUUAUUCAAAUUGUACAGCAAUGACGAAGCAAGCAUAUUUAUUCAUCUGGAAAAGGAUAUUUAAAACAUAUACUGCAAAUCUGAAUUCGCACUUUCUAUUUCUUUGAGAGAUUAUUCUGGCAAUUUGACAAAAAAUGAAGAAUACACAGUCUACAUUAAAUUAUUUUCAGCAGAUAAAUUUCCUAAAGAAAUCACUGUCAACUCCCAAGGAAAGCCCCUUCUACUUGGAAGGACCAAAUUGCUACUAAAAGGAAAAGGAGAAUUCAAAAAGCUACAGAUCACAGAAUAAUCAUCAAAUUUUCCCUUAGGCAAAUUUGCAUUAGUUUUAUAUUCUAACUCACCAGAUGUCUAGUCUUUAAUAUUAGAAAAUAUAGUGGUAUAAAAGAAAAAAUGA